This is a messenger RNA of Ceratosolen solmsi marchali, 1336 nucleotides long. It is a transcript of the gene twf, whose product is annotated as twinfilin actin binding protein. The coding region runs from base 12 to 1058 and encodes 348 amino acids. The transcript has 5 exons. Gene Ontology annotation, cellular component: actin filament; myofibril; cytoplasm. Gene Ontology annotation, biological process: regulation of lamellipodium assembly; actin filament depolymerization; positive regulation of neuron projection development. Gene Ontology annotation, molecular function: actin filament binding; actin monomer binding. The record is from RefSeq and is a predicted model, not a curated record. Lineage: Eukaryota; Metazoa; Arthropoda; Insecta; Hymenoptera; Agaonidae.
ACUUGGCUAAGAUGUCACAUCAGACAGGAAUUAAAGCCAACGAAGCGUUAAAGAAAAGUUUUGCCAAGUGUAGAGAUGGAAAAUUUCGUCUUCUCAAGGUUUCUAUCGAAAAUGAAGAACUAGUACCAUCUGCUUCAUCCAAACCAGUUGGAAAAUGGCAAAAUGAUUAUGAUAAAAUGAUAAAGCCAUUGAUAGAGGAAAAUCAACCGGCUUACAUUCUUUAUCGCUUUGACUCCAAAUCUUCGGAUUCUGGCUACGAUUGGCUUUUGAUAUCAUGGUCUCCCGAUACUGCUCCAGUAAGGCAAAAAAUGUUAUACGCCUCGACAAAAGCAACAUUGAAACAAGAAUUUGGCACUGCAUCUAUAAAAGAAGAACUUCAUGGGACUAUCCCAGAAGAUAUUAGCCUAGAAGGUUAUCACAAACAUAAGAGAAACGAUGCAGCUCCAGCUCCAUUAACCACUGCAGAGGAAGAACUGGCCGAAUUAAAGAAAACAACAAUUCAUACGGACUACUCUAUCGAAACAAGACAUCAAACUUUAAGCGGUGUAGCUUUUCCUGUAUCCGACGAAGCUAAACAGGCAAUAACGGAUUUAGGAAAAGGCGUUCACGAGUACGUACAGCUAAAAAUAGACCUAGAGGAAGAGAAAAUUUAUUUAGUCAUGGCUUGCGAAGUAUCAUUAGAUAAAUUACCAACAAAAGUACCUUCGGAUUCUGCUAGAUAUCAUUUAUAUAAUUUCAAACAUACUCACGAAGGUGAUUUCAUGGAAUGUAUUGUUUUUAUAUAUAGUAUGCCUGGCUAUAGUUGUAGUAUUAAAGAAAGGAUGUUAUAUUCCUCUUGUAAAGCUCCAUUGCUUGAGUUAAUUCAAUCUUUAGGCGUAACAAUCAUAAAAAAGUUGGAAGUAACUAGUGGUGAGGAGUUGGCAGAUAUGUUGGAAGACCCGCCAGUAAAAAAAGACGGGGGCAUCUCAACACCAGCCACUCCGUCAACACCAUGUGCCCCACCGAACACAAUAACGCUAAAGAAAUCGAAGCCGAAGCGAUCCUGCGUUUUAAGUUAACAGGCUUAAUAUAUAUUUUUUGCCAAUUCUGUCUCCUUCCCAAGAGAGAAGAGACCCAAAACUAUUCUCUAUGUAUUAACUGAAAGAGAACAUAAGAGCAAGAAACUAUCGUCCAGAACUUCGGAUUUCGACUUUGUGAUAUAACGCGAAUUUUUCCGAGAUAUAUUUAAACAACUUCUUUAGAAGUAUUGUUUUUUGAAAUUAAAGUGAUACGUAUCACAAUACGUAAAUAUUGUACUAACAGAGUAGAGACUUAUUGGUGUAUUUUUCUAAAUUUU